ACUCAUGCGUAGUCCGGUUGUGUAUGGUAAACAAACAGUAAAACAGCACACCUGAGAAUGUCAGGUACACGAGGGAAACGAGAGAUAAAAAUGUCUUUUAACCCGUAAAGAUGAUUUUAGAUAGAUGAUGGAUAGAAAUGGGAUGUGUUCAGUCAAGGAUAUUUCCAGACGUUUACAAGGAUAAAGAUAAAACACCAAGCAACAAUCCGAACAUCUUACGAGGAGACGUGUCACUGAAAUUCGAGGCCAAGAUAAAACGCGAGAAAACGUUACACGAUAAAAUGGUCAGCAAAACUUUCGCAGCAGAGGAAAUGUCUGGAAGAAUAAUGGAGGAAAGAGAGAGAUUGUCCCUGGGGACGAGAUCUAGGGCCACGUCGGGAACCAGUUCACCGGCACCUAGCAACAGUACCCGAAAACAAGUCCAUUUUAAGGCAGAUGUGAGUGAAGAUGUUCCAAAGUUCAAGAAAGGAGGCAAAGUAAAGAACUCGGUGAAUCACAUUAGUAGUGAUGAAAAACAAAUAACAGUUACCAUAGCAGGGGCACACAUCAUCCAAUCAAAUGAUACGUUAGAUCAGCCAAUCCAUGGCAACAGCUCAAAUGAUUUGAACAGUUCUCCAAAAAACAAUAAACUGACAACAAUAGAAGAAAGGACAGGUAGUCGAGCUAGCGGUCAUAGUGCAUCAGAAUCAAAAAGAGGCUAGGGGGACCCCUGGUGUUAUUCUGCAUUGUAUUAUUGACUGUAUGAAUGAUAUUAUAUAGCUAGUAUUAACUUAUCUUAGUCUAGUCCUUAAUUGACCAAAUUUAAAUCUGUGAUAUAUAUGAGAAAUAAUUCUAUAAAGUUGUAUGAAUUAUGACCAAUGAAAUCUUUGCUCAUUCUAGAGAGAAAUUAAGUUACGUCCAAUCUACAGAGGUUAAGUCAAUCCAGAUCGAAUAAAUUAAUAUAACUAUAGAAUUUACUUCAUCCAUAUUAAAUAUUUAAUUUAUCAAUGUUACAUUCUCAUGCAGGUGAGGGGAUAACUUAACUUUUCAUCAAAGUACAUUAUAAUUGUGAAAUGAUAGUAUAACCAAGGGUUCUGGUUUUUGCAUUGAUAUGUUAAUAGGUUCAAAUGCGUGAAUGAAGAUACCUAAGAAGGAGUUAUUGCCCUUGUCAACACUUAUUAAAGAUAGAUUAAUUGAUUAAAUAAAGAAAACAUGCAUUUUUAAAAUUCUUUUUCUUAACAAUAUAUACUUAUCAUUACACCAACAUUAUAGAAAACCAUUCUUUCAAAAGGUAUUGAUCUAUUGGGUAUGACUUUAAAGUAAUAACAGUUUUUGCAAAAACCCUUGACAUCAUCGGAGGAUGGAAAAACCUUAAGUCAGAUGUGAGGACUAUAUUCACGUACACUCACAGAUUUGACUCUUUUUACCCAGUUAACAAUUUUUAAAAACCAGUCAGGUUUAAAUUUGUAGAAAUAUUUGUUACUGGACUACAGCUGGAUGGAAGCAGAACUUAAUUAAAGUGUCACAAACUUGUGGGACUAAGUUCAAAAUAGAAUUGAAAGCAUUGGUUGGAUGAUUAAAAUUUAAUCUUUAUUCAUUUCCACAGAAUAAAUAAGUGAGAUAUUUUUAUACUAUGUAUGUAUACACACAAAAGAUUUCUAAAGUGGACAGCUUGCUGAAUCAGAUUUUCCAAUAAGCUUUUCAGGUUUCAAUUUAAAUUGGUAUCAUAUUCAUUAUGGUUGGGAUAAUUAAAUCUCCAUUUAUAACUGUUAAUCAGUGUACUUUAAUGAUGCACAUCCAUAAGCAUUAUAUAUCUCUGAAUAUAUUAUAAACAGUAUUAAAAUUUGACUUCUUUUACUUAGAAAUUUGCUUUAAUACAAGAAAAUAUGUUUUUAUUAACUUUUUUUAACAAGUUGACUUUUACCCAGCACCUUUGAAAAAGCUGUAAUAAUCACACUAUCUUGGAGGUCAUGUAAGUGUCAGACUUUGAUUGAGGUCAUAGAUUUGUUAGGUCACACUAUCUUCACGGUCAUACACAUGUAUAAAUAUCAGACUGUUGCGGAAGUCAUAAAUAGUUCAAGGUCACACUACUGUAGAGGUCAGGUAAAGGUUAUCGUGUUGUUGAGGUCAUUGAUCAGUGAAGGCACACUAUCUUCAAGGUCACAGAUCCUAGCUAGUCUAUCCCAUCCUGCUAUAGAAUAACGUACACUGUAUGAUCACGUAAUAAAUCUUUUGCUCUAAAUAGUAAUUAGUUUAGGGAAUCAAUAUUUUUUGUCAAUGUUUAUGAAUAUUAACAGUGACAUCUUGAUUAUAUUUCAGUUUGUGACAAAAUCAAUGUGUACACAUUUAGUCAUAAAUUAUUUUUUAAAUCCUACUUACCUUUCGUUCAUAAUUAUAACCCUGUUCCUGUAUUUAAGGAGAAAUCUCUUUCAAACUUAGAUAUUCUCAUUUCUCAGUAAAUUUACACAGAAAUUGUGACGUUAGUAUAAUGUAUCUUUAAUUCAAAACUGAUAGUGAUUUUUAGAUCUAAAUGUAAAUAAACAAAUAUAUACAUACAAAGUUUCAUGCACAAGUGUAAAUGUUUCUGGGUAGUCAGCAUUAAUAUUGGAGAGUACAUUUACAUAGUUUUCUUUUGCAUAUUAGUAAACAACUAGAUUUGUUAAGAUCUCUGUUUUUUACAAUAUAUAUCUGAUCAGUUAAGAUUUCAAAUUUGAUUGUUAUUCUUACUUAUUUCAGUGCAAUCUGUUUGGUUGAUAUUAUAUAUAUGUACAGUGUAUGGUUAUCACUAAUUAAAUACUUGAAGAUAA
Saccostrea cuccullata (small rock oyster) is the source of this 2786-nucleotide messenger RNA. RefSeq lists its product as uncharacterized. The record is from RefSeq and is a predicted model, not a curated record. Bases 138 to 701 code for a protein of 187 amino acids. Lineage: Eukaryota; Metazoa; Mollusca; Bivalvia; Ostreida; Ostreidae. The transcript is spliced from 4 exons.